AAGUGACGUCAUGAAUGGAGUAACCCGCUUUCUUCUUGCUCUGAAAAUCUUCAAAAAUUUUUGGAUUUUUAUCAAAUAAACAGUUGUGUGCGUACACUUUAUUAGGAUAUAUAACAAUCGGAAUAUACAUGGUACAUAAUAGGAUUAUUUAGGACACUCAUUAGUCGCCAGGUGAGGCAAACUUGUCAUCUAAAUAUUCCGCAAGCAUUUUACAAACAAUACGCCAUCUUGAAAUACGAUUUUGUUCAACCCAACCAAAUCUGAGAGGUCAUCGUGACAUUAUACACCUAUAUAGGUGUAUCGUCUUGGUACAUUACAAAGAGUAUAGUGACAUAUUUCUGCUGUAUUGAUAUAAUAAUUUAGUUGCAAUUAUAUAUGUGCACACUAUUUAUAAAGUGCAACCAUUCGUUGUGUACUGAUGCAUAGCGGAAUGACCUUCACUUAGCCAGUAAAUGACCUCAGUAAUCUGCUGUUCUAAUCAAACAAUGCCGCCCCCUGAACCUCCACCACCUAUUGACCCAAGCAUCAAGGUAUCAGACAUCGAUGAUGAUUGCAGCAAUGAAAGUUCAUUAUACGAAACUGACGCCGAUGGACCUAUUGCUACCCAAACUAACGACGAUAUCAUCGCUCAAAUCAACGACGCUUGCAAUGGAUUAACCAAGAAAGACUUUAUCUCGAAAAUACUUUCAAUUCUAGACACCGAUGACAUCAUUUCAACGCGUGAUGCUCUGCAUGAUUAUGCAAGACUAAAUAAACCCAAUGAAAUCCCACAAGGAUCGCUCAUUAGGAGAUCUAAUCGAAACAAAAACAAACGCCUCGCAGAAGACAUUUACACACUUCAUAUGUUUAUUGAAAACGCAGGAAAUUUUUCCGACGUAAAAAAAUUGCUGAAACCAGUCAAAUCAACACCAUAUAGUAAAACCAGAAAUCGCAUACAGUUUGAGGAACGUAAUAACGACCAAUCACAGUCAAAUCCACAAAACGAUAUAAUACUGGCCUAUCUCCUGGAACUAAAAGUCAACCUUGCCAGCGAAACAAAUGAAAUAAAAAAAGAUUUAACGAAAGCUAUAUCAACUAGAGACACGUCCCUCAAAAAGGAUUUGGAUACAAAAACAAAUGAACUCAACAGAGUUAAAGACGAAUGUCAAAAAGUAAGAAGCGAGCUGAAAAUCGCAAACCAACUUAUAAACGAUCAACAAAAUGAAAUGAAGACACUUAAAGAAAGCAUCAAAGAUCUUAAAUCAACUGUAAUUAGGAAUAUACAACAUAUACAUACCAAACUCGACAAGAUGAGUAACAUCAACAAACAACAGAACGAGCUGGCACGUUGCAACAACGAAGCAUCUGCCGCCUCUCCUAUGCUCACAUCAGUUUGGGCUUCACCAAGUUGCGUUUCCACCACUCAUGCUCUCAACAAUCGCAAACUACCUCAAUCUCCUGCGUUCAACCCGAUCGCAUGUGUGCAACCAACGCUUCUGCUUCUCCAGGCGGAAAAAAUAGUAUGUCAUCUAGCACUUCUACAACGCAAGACAUAGUAAAACGUACACCACCACAUGUUAAUGCCGACUCUUCAAAUGUUGAGAUGAUUUUGGAGCCCAAUAUGACAACACAGGUUACAGAGAAACCAACACCACCCAGUACUUCGACAGCUAAUAGUGCUACUACUGAUUCCAGCUCCCUGCAGAAAUCACAAAUAUCUUCUGCGACUUCAUUAACCACAACAUCAUCAACUGCUACAACAAGCUUAUGUUCUUCUCCUUCAACUUGGCCAAUGGCCCAAGUGGCUGAACGUAACAAAUUAUACACAAAUCGAAUUGCCACCAGAAUAACACGUGGGCUGAAUAAAACUGCUACUAAUGACUCUCCCAAAUUACAAAAUCAUGCGAUUCAACAUCAUAACGACCAGCCACUGAGUCGUGAUGACGACGAGGAUCAUGAUUUUGUAGGCGUUGAAGCCAAGCAUCAGCGUACCAGACGGUUGCUUCUAUCACGUGUCAAAUCUAUCCCAUACACUAAAUUAAGAAAUUCAAUUGUUCGCUAUGCUUCAAAACAUGACGUUAAAGUCACACACAUGAGAGUCAUUACGUGCAGAGAAACUAACAAAGGAGAAAUCCUUUCCGCUCGUAUCAACGUUUGUGCCAGUGAUUAUAACAGGGCCUUGAGUAAGGGUUUCUGGCCCGAGAAUAUAGUAUGUAAACCUUGGGUGUCACAGAAACUUUGGGACGCCAAUAAAGAUGCAGCAAAAAAUCAUUUUUCUGAUACAAAUGAACUUCUCUGUUUACGGCUCCUGCGACAGAGGUUUGCUCGACAGUGA
Owenia fusiformis is the source of this 2314-nucleotide messenger RNA. NCBI's taxonomy places the organism in Eukaryota, Metazoa, Annelida, Polychaeta, Sabellida, Oweniidae. The record is from the annotation of a GenBank genome assembly.